This is a messenger RNA of Cyphellophora europaea CBS 101466, 1011 nucleotides long. RefSeq lists its product as uncharacterized. The record is from RefSeq and is a predicted model, not a curated record. The transcript is spliced from 3 exons. Bases 1 to 1011 code for a protein of 336 amino acids. NCBI's taxonomy places the organism in Eukaryota, Fungi, Ascomycota, Eurotiomycetes, Chaetothyriales, Cyphellophoraceae. Gene Ontology annotation, cellular component: fungal-type vacuole; plasma membrane.
AUGGUCAACGACACCACAACUAAGCCCCCCAACUGUGCCGAGAUACAGCAAUGCAUCGAGGCCUACGGCUAUGUGAACUAUCUGCCCAUCAUCUCUGUCAAUGCUUUCUUCCUUGCCGUCUUCUCCGUGGGCUUCAUCGCCCAGUUCCUCCUCGGCUUCCGCCAUCGCACGUGGGGAUACACCGCGGCCAUGAUGGUCGGAGCUCUCAUCGAGGCCAUCGGCUACGGCGGCCGUAUUGGCAUGCACUUUGACGUCUUCAUUGAUACCUGGUUCAUCAUCUACCUCUGCUGCCUCACCAUCGCUCCCGCAUUCUUCUCCUGCGCCGUCUAUCUCUCCCUCUCACGCAUCCUCUCGCUCUACAACCCUCACCUCUCCCUCCUAAAACCCCGCGUCAUCACUACCAUCUUCAUCUCCUGCGACCUCCUCUCCCUGGUCCUGCAGGCCGUCGGCGGCGCCCUCGCCUCCGUCGCCACCACGAAUCACAGUCAGGAUAUCGGCGUCGACGUCAUGGUCGCCGGGCUGAGUAGCCAGGUCGCCGCCACCACGGCUUUCGGAGUGCUGUGCUUGCAUCUCAUGUGGGCUGUGCGGAAGCAUCGGGCGCGCGUGUAUAAACAUACUGAAGUGUUGAGACGUAAUGGGAGGGUGCGGUUGUUCCUCUGGGCAAUCGCACUCGCGACCCUAACAAUCCUAAUCCGCUGCGCUUUCCGCGUCGCCGAGCUAUCCGAGGGUUUCAAAGGCUCGCUCGCCAACAACGAAGUUCUUUUUCUCGUCUUUGACGCCGCCAUGAUGACGGUGUGUAUCGGGGCGCUGACUGUGGCGCACCCGGCAUGGACUCUGGGGGAUGAGAUGUGGGUUGCGGGGGGCUUUCGAAAGGGGGAAGCUGGGUCUGCAGGGAGUGGUGUUGGUGAAGAGGGGAUGGUUAUGGGGAGGAAGGAGAGGAGCGAAAAUGCGAGUGCGAGUGCGAGUGGGCAUGUCACGCCUGAGAAUAGGGAGGGUGGUGGGAGCAUGUAG